AUGCAGCCCCCUUGCUGCUGCCUCUUCCUCCUCCUUCUGAACCUCUUCCUCCUUCCUGAGACAUGGGCAAACCUGGAGGAGACCUUCACUGUCCGGCUGCUCCAGACUACCACCUUCCAAAACACCUCCUUCGUGUACACGGAGGGGCUGGGCCUUCUGCAAGACAUCGAGCUCGGUUCUCUUGAUAAGCACACAUGGUCCAUCCACUUCUACCAGCCCUGGGUGCGCCCAGCCCUGCCCCGCAGUGACUGGGACACCAUUGAUAACCUGCUCAAGAUCUAUUUGCAGCAGUUCAGCAACAUGAUCAAUGAAGGGGCCAUGCAGAGGGAUGUUCCCUACCCCUUUGUGGCCCAAUGCAUGGCAGGCUGUGAGCUCUACCCCAACAGGACCUCCCGGGCCUUUGCCUAUGUGGGUUACAAUGGACAGGACUUCCUCAGCUUCAACACAGACAAUGUCAGCUGGACCCUAUCCCAGGACACCGACCUGGCACGGUACGUCCAGGCUGUUCUCCAGAACUUCACCACCUUCAGUGAGCUGGUGGAAAUCAUCUUCAAUGAUACCUGUGUUGAAGACAUGGAGGUGUUACUGAACUACGGGAGAGCAGCUCUGGAGAGACAAG
This is a messenger RNA of Acanthisitta chloris (rifleman), 619 nucleotides long. Its product is annotated as T-cell surface glycoprotein CD1e, membrane-associated-like. The annotation marks the transcript as partial. The transcript is spliced from 3 exons. Lineage: Eukaryota; Metazoa; Chordata; Aves; Passeriformes; Acanthisittidae. Gene Ontology annotation, biological process: positive regulation of T cell mediated cytotoxicity; immune response; antigen processing and presentation, exogenous lipid antigen via MHC class Ib. The record is from RefSeq and is a predicted model, not a curated record. Gene Ontology annotation, cellular component: external side of plasma membrane. Gene Ontology annotation, molecular function: endogenous lipid antigen binding; exogenous lipid antigen binding; lipopeptide binding.